GAGCCUCGAUCCUCUUCCAAUGGAUGGGCCAGAUUUUGGAAAUGUUAGCGAUGACACCGAUCUGGUAGAGGUGGAGCCUCAGAAAAGGCAAGAAAUUUUAGAAAAUAAAGAUGUUGUGGUGCAGCGUGUGCACUUUGAAGGUCUCGGAAGGACAAAGGAUGACCUUAUCAUGCCUGAAAUUUGUGAUGUUUUUAAAGCAAAGAACCUGAUUGAGGUAAUGAGGAAAUCCCAUGAAGCCCGAGAGAAGCUCCUUCGUUUGGGAAUAUUUCGACAAGUGGAAGUGUUGAUUGAUACCUGUGAAGGUGAAGAUGCCCUUCAUAAUGGGUUGGAUGUCACGUUUGAGGUCACAGAGCUGCGAAGGUUAACUGGAAGUUAUAAUACGAUGGUUGGCAACAAUGAAGGCAGCAUGGUUCUGGGGCUGAAACUUCCCAAUCUCUUCGGUCGGGCAGAAAAAAUGACUUUCCAGUUCUCCUAUGGAACCAAAGAGACUUCUUAUGGCUUAUCUUUCUUCAAACCUCAAGUUGGGAAAUUUGAGAGGAAUUUCUGCCUCAACUUGUACAAGGUAACUGGCCAGUUUCCAAGGAGUUCCCUACGAGAGACUGAUCGAGGAAUAUCUACAGAGUUUAAUUUCCCAAUCUGGAAGACCAGCCACACCUUGAAGUGGGAGGGAGUAUGGAGAGAACUUGGUUGCUUGGCCCGAACAGCAUCGUUUGCCAUACGAGAGGAGAGUGGACACUCGCUGAAGUCUUCUCUAGCACAUACAAUGGUGAUUGAUAGUCGCAACUCUACAAUCCUGCCUAAAAGAGGUGCCUUACUGAAAAUCAAUCAGGAGCUAGCCGGGUACACAGGAGGAGAUGUCAGUUUCUUAAAGGAAGACUUUGAACUGCAGCUGAACAAACAGCUCUCAUGGGACUCUGUGCUUUCUACUUCCCUUUGGGGGGGAAUGUUGGUUCCACUAGGAGAUAAACCGUCCAGCAUUGCAGAUCGGUUUUAUUUGGGAGGACCAACAAGUGUGCGUGGAUUUAGCAUGUACAGUAUUGGACCUCAGAGUGAAGGUGACUAUCUUGGUGGUGAAGCAUACUGGGCUGGCGGUAUUCACCUUUACACUCCGCUACCUUUCCGUCCUGGACGUGGUGGUUUUGGGGAUCUUUUUAGGACCCACUUCUUCCUUAAUGCUGGAAAUCUCUGCAACCUGAAUUAUGGUGAAGGUCCAAGGGCUCACAUCCGCAGGCUGGCUGAGUGUAUCCGCUGGUCAUAUGGUGCAGGCAUUGUGCUUCGGCUGGGAAACAUCGCAAGACUUGAACUUAAUUACUGCAUCCCUAUGGGCGUCCAGAGUGGAGACAGGAUAUGUGAUGGAGUUCAGUUUGGAGCUGGGAUUCGUUUCCUUUAA
Molecule: messenger RNA, 1390 nt
Organism: Staurois parvus
Lineage: Eukaryota; Metazoa; Chordata; Amphibia; Anura; Ranidae
Source: the annotation of a GenBank genome assembly